AUGCCUCCUAAAAGGGCACCUUGGUGCGAGGAGGAUUUAAUAUCAGCAGUGCGAUCUGUUCAACGCGGUACUCUGAGUACAUAUGAGGCUGCGGCAAGAAAAUCUAAUCUAAGUGAAUACUUUGAAACAAGCAGAAUCCAGUCAAGUUCUCCAGAGGAAAUCAGGGAUCCCUGCGACACUCACAUCCAGAAAUUCCAAAGCACAGUACUUCUAUCUACCACUUAUGUGGACGUUAUCGACGUACGAGGAAACAUUCAAAAGGUUCGCGUACUCCUAGAUUCUGCUAGUCAAGCUAAUUUCAUAACAGAGUCUUGCCUAAAUCGAUUGGGCCUUCCAAAAAAGAAUUACGUUAUCCCUAAUGUGGGAAUUAGUCAAUCAGCGGGCACUACUAGUGGGAUGUCCAGUUGUACAAUUAAACCUGUUGAUGCGUCAUCACCAUUGUUUACCAUUGAGGUUUUUGUUUUGCCAAAGAUUUGCUCAGAUAUACCCUCUUUUAAGAUUAUGUCUCCACAUUGGAACGAUAUUUCAAAUUUGAAGCUUGGUGAUAGAGAUUUUAAUAUUCCUGCUCCAGUCGAUAUGUUACUUGGAGCAGAUCUGUUUUUGCAAGUAUUAAAGUCAGGUCGAAUUCCUGGAGCCAGUGGUAGCCCUACAGCCAUUGAGACUGAAUUUGGAUGGGUAGAAUCCUAUGUUUCUUUAGCGAAACCAUCCCUUAAUCAGACUCUUAAUAAGUUUUGGGAAUUGGAAUCAGUCCCGGUAAAAUUAUAUAGCUCUCCCGAUGAUAAGAGAGCUGAAAAGAUAUACCAAGACACUGUCUCUCGAGACAAGUCAGGUCGUUUUAUUGUAUCUCUUCCUUUUCGCAACUCAGAGCCCGAUCUAGGUGAUACCUAUUCUAUGGCGAAGCGAUGCUUUCAUUCUCUUGAAAAUCGCCUUUUAAGCAACCCUGAUUUGUAUCGUCAAUGUUCGGAUUUUAUGAGACAGUAUUUUGAUAAUGGUCAUAUGAGUUUAGUUUCACAAGACGAAAAAAAACCUAAUUUUGUCGCAUAUCUCCCUCACCAUUGUGUGCUUAAGCCCGAAAAAUCUACUACAAAACUUCGAGUCGUUUUCAAUGCGUCAGCUAAAGGAUCGAAGGGUAUAAGUUUGAAUGAAUGUCUUCUUCCCGGUCCUAAACUUCAACCUGAUAUCACUAGUAUUCUCCUAAAAUUUCGCUUUUAUGCUGUGGUAUUUUCGGCUGAUAUAAAACAAAUGUAUUUACAAAUUCUAUUGACUCCUAAGGAUAGAGAUUUUCAACGGUUGCUUUGGCGUUUUGAUUCCCAAGGCACUCUACAGGAAUAUCGCUUGAACACCGUUACUUUUGGCGUAAGUUCCAGUCCAUUUUUGGCCAUACGUACUGUUCAAGAGCUACCUUGUCAGGAGUCUCAUAGAUAUCCAAAUGCCUGUGAAAUUUUACGCAAACAAAUGUUUAUCGACGACAUCUGUACCGGAGCUUGCUCUAUACAUGAGGCUGUUUCUCUUCAGAAGGAUCUUAUUGGAAUUUUGAAGUUAGGAGGAUUCGAAUUAAGAAAAUGGUCGAGCAAUUGCCCCCCCCUUUUGAAGUCUUUUUCGCAAGAGGAAUGUCAAUUCAAUAUAGAAUGUCAAAUUCCCAUAACCUUUGACAAAGAAAAUUCUUCACCCAUAAAGGUUCUUGGCCUCCAAUGGAACCCUUUAACUCAUACUUUUUCAUAUACAUGUCAACCAUCCGACAAAAGUUGCACCAAAAGACACAUUUUGUCAGAGAUUGCCAGAAUUUUCGACCCCUUGGGUUUUCUUUCUCCGGUUACUUUUUUCGCUAAGUGUUUGAUGCAAACGCUAUGGUUGUCUAAUUCAGGGUGGGAUGAUAUCCCUGAUUCUCGUAUCAUCAAUUCUUGGAUGCGAUUCAAGCUAGAGUUACUUGCUAUAUCAAACAUUGUCUUGCCCAGACAGAUUUUCGCUCAAAAUAGUGUAUGCUGUGAAAUUCAUGGAUUUUCUGAUGCCUCUGAAGCGGGAUAUGCCGCUGCUGUGUAUCUGCGUACCGAGUUAUGUAAUAAUAAAAUUGAAACAUUUCUAAUAACUGGAAAAUCGCGAGUCGCACCUCUUAAAUCACAAAGCCUACUUCGAUUAGAGCUUUUAGGAGCUACUCUUCUAUCAGAUCUUCUCGCUUUCGUAAUAAGAACUUACUCAUCUUUAAUUUCGAUAAAUGCUAUUUUUGCAUGUACCGAUUCUGCCGUAGUCCUCGCCUGGGUUUCGAGUUCUCCUCAUCGUUGA
This is a messenger RNA of Anthonomus grandis grandis, 2280 nucleotides long. RefSeq lists its product as uncharacterized. The coding region runs from base 1 to 2280 and encodes 759 amino acids. The record is from RefSeq and is a predicted model, not a curated record. NCBI's taxonomy places the organism in Eukaryota, Metazoa, Arthropoda, Insecta, Coleoptera, Curculionidae. The transcript is spliced from 4 exons.